AGACACCAUGGAGUCUGGGGCAAGGAAAGGUUUCUAUAGGCAGGACAUUAACAAGACCAAGUGGGAAGCGCCCGUGCGAUACAGAGAACUGGCUGCAGUGGGCUCAGGAGCCUAUGGAACUGUAUGCUCUGCUCAAGACCGCCUGACAGGGGAGCGGGUGGCCAUAAAGAAGCUUCUUCGUCCAUUUCAGUCAUUGGUUCAUGCCAAAAGAGCCUAUCGGGAGCUUCGCCUGCUCAAGCACAUGAAGCAUGAGAAUGUCAUUUCUCUCCUUAAUGUCUUUACUCCAGAUGAGUCGGUGGAAACCUUUCAGACAUUUUACCUGGUUAUGCCAUUCAUCGCUGUUGACUUAAGCCGAGUCAUGAGAAUGCAAAGACUCAAUCAAAGCACUAUAGUGUACCUUCUCUACCAGAUCCUGCGGGGCCUCCAGUAUAUCCACUCGGCUGGAAUUGUCCACAGGGAUCUUAAACCAAGUAAUCUGGGAGUAAAUGAAGACUAUGAGCUAAAGAUUUUAGAUUUUGGACUCGCCCGGCAAACUGAAUUUGAAAUGACAGGCUAUGUGGUGACUCGCUGGUACCGCGCUCCAGAGGUGAUUCUGAACUGGAUGCAUUACAACCAAACAGUGGAUAUUUGGUCAGUUGGAUGUAUUCUGGCAGAAAUGAUCACUGGCAAAGUCCUGUUUCCCGGAGGAGACUAUUUUGAUGAGCUAAACAGGAUCAUUGAGGUUACAGGAAGUCCACAGCCAUCACUGAUCAACAAGAUGGAAAGCUCACAUGCUCAAGACUAUGUGAGAAUGCUCCCCAAGAAACAAAAAAAGAAUUUUAAGGAGCUCUUUCCAACUAUGAGUUCAAUAGAGACGGAACUCUUAGAGAAGAUGCUGGAUCUAGACCCUGAAAAAAGAAUCAAUGCAACGGAAGCCCUAGCACAUCCAUAUCUUGAGGAAUAUAACGAUUCUGAUCCUGAUCCACCUGCAGAGAAAUAUGAUGACUCAUUUGAAAGCCUAGAUCUGGAUGUCCAUGAGUGGAAAAGUUUGAGCCACAUGGAAAUAAUGACGUUUGAGCCAAUGAAACAGAGCCAAGCAGCUAGUUAACUACACAGGACUAAUUCUCCAUAAUAACUAGUAUGGGAUCCACCUUCUCAGCUCUUUGGAACAAGAAACUGCACAAUUCAGAGGCAGGCAGAAACAUGGUGUCCUGACCCAAAAGAACUUGUUCAUUGAGUUGAGCAUUCACUGCCGAUAUGACUGAGUUUAUUAUUUUUUUAUGCAAAUCUUUUACUUUCUGCUGAUAAUGGUUUUGUUUUGUAUUGUGACCUGAAACGAGGACAACAUGAGAACUGAGCCGUAAGCUUCAUUGGGGGGCUCCUUAGAAAUAAAAAAAGAUGACAAAUGAUAUACUGUAUAAAGUAUAUAAAUAUAUAAUUACAUUGUGUAAAGUGAAAGUGUAUCACAGGCAGAGGAAGACUAACCCACACACGAGUGACAUCUAGUAAUGUGGAGGCAACUUAAUCGCUGAAUCAGACGUCAUCUGCAGACGGGUCUCACUGUGUGCAAAGAAGAAUAUGUGACCAAUGCAAUGUACAGAAAUAUAUUAAUAAUGUGCAUAUAAGCUGUUAAUCAUUAAAAACGCUUAAAAUGUAUUUUAAA
Molecule: messenger RNA, 1642 nt
Organism: Xenopus laevis (African clawed frog)
Lineage: Eukaryota; Metazoa; Chordata; Amphibia; Anura; Pipidae
Gene: mapk12.L (provisional)
Product: provisional ortholog of mitogen-activated protein kinase 12 L homeolog
Biological process (GO): MAPK cascade
Cellular component (GO): cytoplasm
Molecular function (GO): ATP binding; nucleotide binding; protein serine/threonine kinase activity
Source: RefSeq, marked predicted